Molecule: messenger RNA, 468 nt
Organism: Mya arenaria
Lineage: Eukaryota; Metazoa; Mollusca; Bivalvia; Myida; Myidae
Product: chymotrypsin-like protease CTRL-1
Exons: 4
Coding region: 1-468 (155 amino acids)
Biological process (GO): proteolysis
Molecular function (GO): serine-type endopeptidase activity
Source: RefSeq, a predicted model, not a curated record
AUGGCCGUUUUGCGAGUGGAUAAGGACUUCGCCUUCAACCGAUACGUUCAGCCUGCGACGCUUGUAAGAACACGUGAUGAAGAAAGGCGCUUGCGAAAAAUUGGCGACUGUGCCAUGGUUGGCUUUGGUUGUACGAACUAUGAAGAAAAGACGUUUCCGAAAAGACUUCAGAAGAUCGAGGGACUUACCCUUCCAAACUACCAAACAUGCAACGUCUUAGCAGCAAGAGUUGGAGGCAUGUCGACGAGUCAGAUGUGCUCCUACAAUCCUCCGAAGAGCAUGUGCCUGUUAGACGAGGGUGGAGGAUUGGUGUGCCGGAAUCCAAACACGGGCGGUCAAGUAGUUAUUGGUGUGGCCUCAUAUUUUAGGACUCCAACUCAGAAAUUGGGGUUGACGUAUUAUUCACGCGUGUAUCGGUUCCGGAAGUGGAUUAGUAGGGUGGUAGACAGGCUAGAAGAAGAGCAGUAG